Messenger RNA from Amphibalanus amphitrite, 2326 nucleotides. RefSeq names its product persulfide dioxygenase ETHE1, mitochondrial-like. Gene Ontology annotation, molecular function: sulfur dioxygenase activity. NCBI's taxonomy places the organism in Eukaryota, Metazoa, Arthropoda, Thecostraca, Balanomorpha, Balanidae. The coding region runs from base 279 to 1160 and encodes 293 amino acids. Gene Ontology annotation, biological process: hydrogen sulfide metabolic process; glutathione metabolic process. The transcript has 7 exons. The record is from RefSeq and is a predicted model, not a curated record.
CAAGGCAGAUUUCGACGUCUGCUGGCAAAGCAGUUCGUUGCAUCAUGCAAUACGUAUACGUUUGAACACUAGGUGGAAGCUGGUUAUACAUGCUUGAUCGGAGGAGUGAGCUUAAACGUUGCCUUUGCAAAUUAGCAUUCAUUGCAAUUCGAUUCGUAUUCCAUAACCUUUAUCUCCCUGUUGUGGAGCCAGUCACUGCAUACCCGGCGAUAACAGUAUUUGGCAGUGGUUUAGUGUCUUCUGAAACAACGUUGGUCUUCUGAAAGAAGGUAGUGAGGAUGCUGGCAAUGAGAAGAGUGCUGCCCCAGUGGGGACAGAUAGCUGGAAGUCUGGUCUCCAGGCAGACUCUGCAGUGUGGUUCUGUUCCGUCUACAUGCCCCAGCAGGCUGCACUCAACUGUAACUGCUCCUGGCACGAACCUGGUGUUCAGACAGUUGUUUGAUGGUGACACGUACACCUAUACCUAUCUGGUGGGAGACCGGAGCACUGGAGAAGCGGCUCUGAUCGAUCCGGUCAUCGACCAGGUCACCCGGGACCUGCAGGUGGUCAGCGACCUGGGGCUCACACUGAAAUAUGCAGUGAACACGCACAUGCACGCCGACCACGUGACCGGCUCGGGCCUGCUGAAGCAGCACGUGCCGUCGUGCCGGAGCGUCAUAGCGGCGGCGUCCGGGGCGCGCGCUGACGUCCGGCUGAGUGCCGGCGACAUCGUCACCGUGGGCGGCCUGCAGCUGGAGACGCGCGCCACGCCGGGGCACACCAAUGGCUGUGUGUCGUACGUGCUGCACGCGGCCGGUCUGGUGUUCACCGGGGACGCGGUGCUGAUCCGCGGCUGCGGCCGCACCGACUUCCAGGAGGGAGACAGCGGCACACUGUACGACUCGGUGCACCGUGAGAUCUUCAGCCUGCCCGACCACUUCACCGUGCUGCCAGCCCACGACUACCGCGGCUUCACCAGCUCCUCGGUGGCAGAAGAGAAGACGCUGAACCCGAGGCUGACCCUCUCCCGAGAACAGUUCAUCAAGUUCAUGGAGGACCUGAAGCUGGACUACCCCAAGUACAUCGACGAGGCCUUGCCGGCCAACCGCGCCUGUGGCCUUCAGGAGCUGUCCUCCAACCACCGCGCGCUCUUCGAGAAGCUCAGCGCGGCGCGUGCCUAGAGGACGUGGCGACCGCUGGCCGGUGCUCGGGUCAGGCCGGCUGCAUGCUGCCGCGCCGGCCGUACCCAUCUCCGGUCGGGGAAAGUGCCGGACCGCGCGGCCCGCUCCGGUCGGGGGGAGGGUGCCGGACUGAGCUGCCCGCUCCGGUCGGGGGAGGGUGCCGGACUGAGCUGCCCGCUCCGGUCGGGGGAGGGUGCCGCACUGAGCUGCCCGCUCCGGUCGGGGAGGGUGUCGGACCGCGCGGCCAAUCUCCGGUCGGGGGAGGGUGCCGCACUGAGCUGCCCGCUCUGGUCGGGGAGGGUGCCAGACCGCGCGGCCCAUCUCCGGUCGGGGGAGGGUGCCGGACCGCGCGGCCAAUCUUCGGGAGCAGCCCGGGGGUGUGUGAUUCGGGCGCCCACGUUACGAAAACAGAGGCCGGUCCAGUUGUUACGCGGUAAGGUGUGCCGCUUGGUGGCGGCCUGCUACACUAACGUAACGCUCACUGUGUGCGUGCCUGCAGUCGACUGUCGUGCAGUGGCCCGGGCUACUGUGUCUGGUUUAGAUGCUCGGAGUCUUAGACUUACGUAAUUUCCAUGAUAAUCAUGAUGCCAAGUUUGUGUUGAAGCUUGAAGGGCCGGCUUUAGAUUUACAUUAGAUAUUGGCAAUAUUAGGUGCUGUUUUGGGCAUUGUGAUGAUAGAUUGUUAACCGCUGUGAGAUUUUAUAAAUACGUAUUUUUGUAAUGACGUUUUGUACCGCUCAAUGGGUUUAACGUGGAUUAUAUACAACUGGCUUGCGUAGGUAAGGUAUGCAUCGUAGGAGGGAAAAGGGCUUGGUGCAUUGAAUAUAUUUAGCGGAUUGGGCGCUCCACAUUUUCUGCUGAUUGUCCAAUAUAGGGAUACAUGCAUGGCGCCUGCUGCAUGGUAAACUGCCUACCAUAUCCCGCCGGGCGACUCGAACAACGCUCAACGGCUAGCAGGCAGGCCCCGUAAUUCGUCUCAUGGUGGCUGCUGCAUGCCAUGUGCAGUGACAAUUGGCUGGGAUGAAACGCAUAAUGUGCUUCGAUGUGCCCGGUUGGUUCGGCACUGCGAUAUACUAAUCUGGACGUUUGCCUUUGCCUUUGCUGCUUAGUUGUGGGCCUGCCUGUUCUAUAGUGGUGCAUAUGUGCUUGACAAUGAAAAUAAAGAAG